Apis mellifera (honey bee) is the source of this 1070-nucleotide messenger RNA. Its product is annotated as cell cycle checkpoint protein RAD1. Gene Ontology annotation, cellular component: checkpoint clamp complex; nucleus. The transcript has 5 exons. The record is from RefSeq and is a predicted model, not a curated record. Gene Ontology annotation, biological process: DNA damage checkpoint signaling; DNA repair. NCBI's taxonomy places the organism in Eukaryota, Metazoa, Arthropoda, Insecta, Hymenoptera, Apidae. The coding region runs from base 138 to 956 and encodes 272 amino acids. Gene Ontology annotation, molecular function: 3'-5' exonuclease activity.
UAAUAGAUCUUUAUUUACUUGCAAACAUGUUUUAGCAGCUUGGUUAGCUGCAGUUACUAAAAAAAAAUUAUCUCAUCAAUAUAUAACAGAAAAACAAUUUCAAAAUUUGUUAUUAUAUCAAGUUUCAAAUAAACAAUAUGUAUCCUGAAGUAGAAACUAAUUCAUUAGUUGCAAAAUUAGGAAAUCUUAAAACCAUAGUACAAUUAUUAAAAGCAAUUAAUUUUAAAGAGAAUGCUACAUGUUUUGGUACUGAAAAUGGUUUGAAAAUAACUGUAGAAGAUGCAAAAUGUAUGCAAGCUAGUGCUUAUAUUCCAACUCAUGUAUUUCAAAUAUUUAAUUUAAAAGAAGAUGUAAUUUUUAAAGUUAAUUUAAAUAUAUUAGUGGAAUGCCUUUGUAUGUUUUGGAGUAAUAUAAAUUGCCAAGGAAGUUCUGUAGCUUUGCAACUUUUUUAUAAAGGUAAUGGACAUCCUGUAACAGUUCUUAUUGAAGAAGAUGGUAUUAUAACAGAUUGUUCUUUAAAAACACAAGAACCUGAUGAGUUGUUAGAUUUCCAUCUUGAACCGGAAAAUGUUUUGAAUAAAGUAGUUCUUCAAACUGAAUUGUUAAAAGAUAUCUUAUCUGAGCUUGAUUCAAGUAGUGAUUUGAUUGAGCUAUUUUUAUCUCCUUCCCCACCUUUCUUUCGUAUUAGUACAGCUGGUUUAGCUGGAAUUUGUCAUAUUGAAUUACCACAUGAUGGUGAAUUGAUUGAUAAUUUCCAAUGUACUUCAACAGCUACAUCAAGUUAUAAACUUACACAUAUUAAGCCAGCUAUGAAAGCAUUAUCAUGUGCAAAUAAAGUUUCAUUGAGAACUGAUUCAUUUGGACUGUUGUGUUUUCAAUAUAUGGUUAAGACUGAUGAAGGACAUACAUGUUAUAUAGAAUAUUAUAUUUCUCCAGUGAUAGAUCCUGAUGAAUAAUUUGGAAUGGAGAUAGGAUGAUAAAUAUUGAUUAAAAAUUAUUUUAAAAUGUUCUUUUAUUUUAUUAGAUUUGUAAUUAAAGCUUUCCAUUCAUUGUAUCACAUAAAAAAAAUA